GUAAAAUUAGAAAAUUGAUUACGGUAUUGAAAAAAAAUAGAAAAUUGAUUAGUGGGUCCUUACUGACAAAUUCAAAUAUUAUUUUUAGGAGGUUAAGUCAAAGAGAAACAAUUAAAAACAUUUACGAAAGAAUGAGACUUGGACAGUGACAGCACUGCGUCAUCAAAAGGACCCAGCAAAAGAAAAAUAGAAAAAACAAUAAAGACUAUAAACAAUUGAUUGACCACAGCACAGACAAACUUCUUAAAAUCUCUUAAAAAACGCGCAGGAUUUGGUAAUUAUCAAAACCUUCACACCUUUGCGUUAUUAUAUAUAAACCCCACGACAGUAUCUACUCUGCCAUGCAAAUUUAACCUCACAGGCUUACACUUGGUUCAAUUGACAAUUUCUUUUGCAUAUCAUUUCCAUGGCUAAUUCCAGCAACCCUUCAUGGAAAUACGAUGUGUUCAUUAGCUUCAGAGGAGAAGACACCCGGAAAAAUUUCACCAGCCAUCUCUACGCUGCGCUGCGUCAGAAAGGGAUUAACGCUUUUAAAGAUGACCGGCAGCUCGAGAGAGGGAAGACCAUUUCUCAGGAACUAGUUAAGGCGAUCAGAGCUUCGAAGAUACUGAUGAUAAUAUUUUCAAGAAACUAUGCAUUCUCUAGAUGGUGCUUGGAGGAGGCUGUGGAAAUUGCUGAGUGUGCCAAAGGGAAUGGACAAAUGGUAGUGCCUGUUUUCUACAAUGUGAACCCGAAUGAGGUGAGGAAACAGACGGGGGAUUUUGGAAAGGCAUUUGGGGAGCACCAGCUACGUUUCAGGAACAAUCUUCUUACGGUGCAGCGUUGGAGGCUUGCAUUGACACAAUUGGGUAGUCUCUCUGGUUGGGAUUUACAAGAAAGGACCGAGUCAGAGCUUAUUGAAGAAAUCAUUAAGGACGUCCUAGGGAAAUUGAGAAAAUCAAGUUUAAUGUCAGGUGCUGCAAUGGAUUUUGUUGGAAUGAAUUCACGUUUGGUGGAAAUGAGCAUGUAUUUGGAUAUGGGUCGGUUGAAUGAUGUUCUCUUUAUAGGAAUUAGUGGGAUGGGCGGCAUAGGUAAGACAACCAUUGCUAGAGUUGUCUAUGAAGAACUUGCUUCUCAAUUUGAGGGUAGCAGCUUUCUUGCUAAUGUUAGAGAAGUUAAGGAGAAGCAUGGUUUAGUUCCUUUGCAGCAACAACUUCUUUCUGAAAUUCUAAUGGAUGGAAACAUCGCGAUUUGGGAUGCUCAUUGUGGAACCAGUGAGAUCGUAAAUAGGAUGUGUAAGAAAAGGGUUCUUCUCAUUCUUGAUGAUGUCAAUCAAUUGGAGCAAUUAAAGCUAUUAGCUGGUAGGCAUGAUUGGUUUGGCAGUGGAAGCAGGAUAAUAAUAACUACCAGAGAUGAACAUUUGCUGAAAUGCCAUGGAGUAGAUAAAAUAUAUAAGGUUCAGGGAUUAAGUCAGGAUGAAUCAAUUCAUCUCUUUUGUUUGAGAGCCUUUAAAAGUGAUUAUCCUGCAGAUGAUUAUGUGGAGCUCUCCAAUGAGUUUGUGAAUUAUUGCAAUGGCCUUCCAUUAGCUCUCGAUGUUCUUGGUUCCUUUUUGUUUGAUAAAUCUGUAAACGAGUGGACAAGUGCACUGCGUAGAUUGAAACAAAUUCCUAAUCAAGAAAUUUUGGAAAAGCUUUUUAUAAGUUUUGACGGGUUGGAGGAAGUGGAGAAGAAAAUAUUUUUGGAUAUUGCUUGUUUUUUCAAUGGAGAGGAUAAAGAUUAUGUGAUAAAAGUGUUGGAAAGUCGUGGUUUCUAUCCACAUGUUGGAAUAAGGGACCUCAUCAAUAAAUCCCUCAUAACCAUUUCAAAAGAGAGGAUAUGGAUGCAUGAUUUACUUCAAGAAAUGGGUCGAGAAAUUGUUCGACAAGAAUCACAAGAAGAACCUGGAAAAAGAAGUAGAUUGUGGCUUUAUGAGGAUGUGUAUCAUGUUUUGUCAAAUGAUACGGGAACAGAACAGGUUGAAGCCAUAGUCCUAGAUUCAUGUGAACAAGAAGAUGAAGAAUUGAGUGCUAAAGCUUUCACCAAGAUGAAAAGGCUAAGAUUUCUCAAACUUCGAAAUCUUCACCUUUCAGAGGGUCUUGAGUAUCUUUCAAAUAAGUUGAGAUACCUUGAAUGGGAUAGAUAUCCUUUCAAAUCUUUUCCGUCUACUUUUCAGCCAAAUGAACUUAUUGAGCUCCAUAUGCGUUGUAGUAACAUAAAACAUAUGUGGAAGGGAAUCAAACCUUUAAAGAUGUUGAAGGUCAUUGAUCUUAGUUACUCUGUUAACUUAAUCAAGACCAUGGACUUCAAGGAUGUUCCAAAUCUUGAAGAGCUGAACCUUGAAGGUUGCACAAGGCUUCUUGAGGUUCACCAAUCAAUUGGAGUUCUAAGAGAAUGUAUCAUUUCAUUGAACUUGAAGGACUGCAAAAGCCUUGUGAGUCUUCCAAAUGGCAUAUGUGAUCUGAAGUCCCUCAAGUAUCUUAAUUUGCAUGGAUGCUCAAAACUUGAGCAAUUGCCAGAAAGGUUGGGUGACAUGACGUGUUUGGAGAAGCUGAAUGUAGGGGAAAUUGCACCGAGACAACUUCCAUCCACUAAGCUAUGGGAUUUUCUUCUUCCAUGGCAAAAAUUUCCUAAACGGUUUUUGACACAGAAGGAUCCAAAUCCAAUGGCCAUGGCAUUGCCUGCCUUGUUUUCCUUAAAAUCUUUGAGGUCAUUGAAUCUAAGUUACUGCAACCUAACGGAUGGAGCACUUCCCAGUGAUCUGAGCUGCUUCCCUUUGUUGAAGACAUUUAAUCUGAGUGGGAAUAAUUUUGUUAGCAUUCCUUCAAGCAUUAGCCGACUUUCGAAACUUGAAGACUUCCAAUUUUCUAAUUGCAAGAGACUUCAGUCAUUUCCAAAUCUUCCAUCAAGUAUUUUGUUUCUUAGUAUGGAAGGUUGCAGUGCCUUGGAAACUUUGCUACCUAAAAGUAACAGCAGCCAAUUUGAGCUUUUUAACAUCUGUGCUGAAGGUUGCAAGAGGCUUCAGCUAUUGCCAGAUCUUUCAUCAAGUAUUUUAAAAAUAAGCGUGGAAGGUUUUUCUUCAAAAGAAACCAGUCCGAAUCUAUUCGUAACGCACUCUUCAAAACCUUCCAUGUUGACUUUUAUAAAUAUCUUGAAGUCGGUUGAGGUUCAAAGUGAAAAUAUUCCACUAGUUGCAAGAAUGUCAGGUUAUCUACAUUAUCUGUUAAGGCACAGGCACAGCUCUCUGGGAUUCUUUAAUCCAAGCACUCAGGUAUCCGUUUGUUUAGCUGGAAGUGAAAUUCCUGGUUGGUUCAACUAUCAAUCACCAGGGUCUUCACUAGAAAUGCAGCUGCCUCCAUAUUGGUGGACUAACAAGUGGAUGGGAUUUACUUUUUGUAUAGUUUUUGAAUUCCGUGAGCCUAUAGCCGAUACUUCUACCAUCUUCUGUGAUUUGCAUGCACGCAUCGCUCCUGAUCAAGACUUGUUUCUCGGUCGCUCAUCUGUACAAAUCUCUAAGGAAUUGGACACUACAUUGGAUCAACUCUGGGUCAACUACAUACCGCGCAGCUGUUUAACUUGUUUGGAUAAGUGGGAAGAAAGUGAUUGCCUUAAGAUGACAUUUUUUUCCAAUGAAUUAAGCUUCAAGUAUUGUGGGAUCCGGAAGAUGUAUAGUCGAGAUGCUGACGAGUUAGUUCUGUGCAGCAGACCAUUGGAGAGCAUGGGAUUACUCCCCAGUAAUGCUAAUAAUGUUGAGAAGAGUAAGAGAAGCCCGGAAGACUAUUGCUGUGGCAGCAGUGGGGAACCCAGUAAUGAAAUCAGCAACAUGAUUAGUGGAUUGCCUUCGAAGAGACUGAAAGUUCAUGUUGAUCCUGAUGUGAAGCUCACGAGCGGAAGCCCCCAAGAAUGAAAAAGUACGGGCUGCUCCAUUCUGAUCAUACGGUUCCUUCCUUGCUCACAUUCACAAUCCAGAAAUAAGACUCUUUCUUUAGUCUAUUUUAUAUGUAUUACAGCAGCUCUCGUAAAUUUUUUGGCAGUGACUACUAUUAAUGGAUAUUAUUACUUUUUUCUAGCA
Messenger RNA from Ricinus communis (castor bean), 4087 nucleotides. Its product is annotated as disease resistance protein RUN1. Gene Ontology annotation, biological process: signal transduction; defense response. The coding region runs from base 407 to 3922 and encodes 1171 amino acids. The record is from RefSeq and is a predicted model, not a curated record. The transcript is spliced from 5 exons. Gene Ontology annotation, molecular function: ADP binding. Lineage: Eukaryota; Viridiplantae; Streptophyta; Magnoliopsida; Malpighiales; Euphorbiaceae.